This is a messenger RNA of Hipposideros armiger (great roundleaf bat), 2656 nucleotides long. It is a transcript of the gene SEL1L2, whose product is annotated as SEL1L2 adaptor subunit of SYVN1 ubiquitin ligase. The record is from RefSeq and is a predicted model, not a curated record. The coding region runs from base 71 to 1798 and encodes 575 amino acids. NCBI's taxonomy places the organism in Eukaryota, Metazoa, Chordata, Mammalia, Chiroptera, Hipposideridae. Gene Ontology annotation, cellular component: endoplasmic reticulum membrane. Gene Ontology annotation, molecular function: protein binding. The transcript has 18 exons. Gene Ontology annotation, biological process: ERAD pathway.
CCUUAAAAGAAGAAGCUUGCGGGCCAGCCGCCUAGUUCUGCCUGUGUUACACUGCCUAUGCACUUAGAAGAUGAAGCCCUUGUCUCUCUUAAUAGAGAUAUUGAUCAUUCUUGGGGUCACAAUUAAAAAUAUCGAAGCAGAAAAACAUAAUAAAAAACAAAAAGAAAGAAAUGUCACCACACAGGUAUCUGUAAAUGAAAUCAAACAAUUUUUAUCACGUAUAUUGGACCAAAGAACAUUGGUUAAAGUAAUCAAUAAAAGAGAAAAUCCCAUAGAAAAAGAGAAGAAUCAACGUAAAUUCAAAAUAAAAGGAAUUCAAAAUAAAGACCUCUCAGAAAGAAAUCAAAAUUAUUUGAAAAAGCAAGCAAAGAAAAAUUUCACAGAUGAAGGAGACCAGCUAUUUAAAAUGGGCAUCAAGAUUCUCCAGCAGUCUAAAACCCAAACACAAAAAGCCGAAGCCUACAUACUCUUUGCCAAAGCAGCUAACAUGGGGAACUUGAAAGCUAUGGAGAAAAUGGCUGAUGCUUUGUUAUUUGGAAAUUUUGGCAUGCAAAACAUAACAGCAGCUAUCCAAUUAUAUGAGUCCUUGGCUAAAGAAGGAUCAUACAAAGCCCAAAACGCAUUAGGAUUUUUGUCUUCUUAUGGAAUAGGAAUGGAAUAUAAUCCAGCCAAGGCACUGAUAUAUUAUACCUUUGGAAGUGCUGGAGGAAGCAUGAUGUCCCAGAUGAUUUUGGGGUACAGAUAUUUGUCAGGAAUCAAUGUUCUACAGAAUUGUGAAGUUGCCCUAAAUCAUUACAAGAAAGUGGCAGAUUAUAUUGCUGACAAAUUGGAAAAAAGUGAAGGUAUUCCAGUGGAAAAAGUGAGACUAACUGAGAGACCUGAAAACCUAAGUUCUAACAGUGAGAUCCUGGAUUGGGACAUAUACCAAUACUAUAAAUUUUUGGCAGAAAGAGGAGAUGUUCAAAUACAAGUAUCUCUUGGACAAUUACAUCUAAUUGGGAGGAAAGGUCUGGAUCAGGAUUACUCCAAAGCGUUAUACUACUUCUUAAAGGCAGCAAAGGCCGGGAGUGCAAAUGCCAUGGCAUUUAUAGGAAAGAUGUAUUUAGAGGGUAAUGAUGCAGCACCACAAAAUAAUGCUACCGCUUUCAAAUACUUUUCCAUGGCAGCCAAUAAGGACAAUGCAAUUGGUCUUCAUGGGCUCGGUCUUCUUUACUUUUAUGGGAAAGGAGUUCCUGUGAAUUAUGCUGAAGCACUUAAAUACUUUCAGAAAGCUGCAGAGAAAGGAUGGCCCAAUGCACAGUUUCAGUUAGGCCUCAUGUACUACUCUGGCUCUGGAGUAUGGAAGGAUUAUAAACGUGCCUUCAAAUAUUUUUACUUGGCAUCUCAGAGUGGGCAGCCCCUUGCCAUUUAUUAUCUGGCUGAGAUGUACGCCACAGGAACAGGAGUGUUAAGAUCAUGCAGAACUGCUGUGGAGAAAAGGCUAAAAUUAUUGAAAAAGAGAAGAUGUAUCCAAUGGCACUUCUCCUAUGGAAUCGAGCUGCCAUUCAAGGACAUUCACAUGGCCAGGAGAUUAUAUGAUAUGGCUGCUCAAACAAGUCCUGAGGCUCACAUACCUGUGUCACUUGCCCUCAUGAAACUGGAAACUGUGCACUUGCUCCAAGAUACCCUGUUUUUUAACUUUACAAUGCAAUGGAAAUGGAUAAAACUGGACAACACCCUUGCACCAUACUGGGAUUUGUUUGGGAUUGGCCUAAUUAUUGCAGCGCUGAUCUUCUUGCUUAGAAAUCGCUAUGGGUAGGAUCUAGAUCAUAGGAAAACCUGCUCAAGAGAACCAGUUUACUCCAAGGUAUCCUUGCUAAAUAAAGAACUCCCUCAUCAAACUCAGGAGUCUGCUGCAGAUUUCCCAUACAGCCCUGUGAUGGAAAAUGGACAAAGCUUGGGACUUAUCCUCUGAGAAACCAUUUCAGGCUUCCUGCUUAGUUGAGGUGACCACUCGAGGAGUACUGGGGACUGGUCACCUAACACUUCAUCAUAAACUUGUCAUCUUGGUGAUCUAGUUCUGAGUUUGGGAUAAAGACGACCCAUUUUCAUGUUAUUAUAAUAACCUUUCAAGAGGACAAAAUGGGUCCUCUUGGCUCCUACAGACACAGCAAGGUAGGGAGUAGGGGAAGUUCUGGGAGGGUAGGAACAGACCCCUCAGAAUCUGAUAAAGACAAAAACUAUAGAUAGACCCUUCAUCUUAUGGGAAUGAUCCUGUGAACUGCAUCAUAAGCCUACUGAGCAAAAGCCCCUGUGGCAUGCUGUGCUAGGGGGCUGACCUGGACUCCUCACCAAGGGGCCUUCUAGCAAAGCUCCAUUAACAACUGAGUAGCAAAUAUUGUCAUCUGGGGUCUGUCCGCAACCCUCUCUCCCAUCCCUGUUUGGAAUCCUGUUCUAUCUGGGGAAUCCCCUGUGUGGUACCCAUAGAGUGGGUUGCUACUAGCCUCCUGGGACAGAAGCUAAAAUGUACAGCUCUCUCUCUACCCUGACAGGCAGAGCAGGGCCCCAGGACUGGGGAAAGGGUAGGUGAGGAGAGUUCAGGAGGCCCAUGACUCAUAUCAAGGGCCAGGCUUGAAUCUCAGUUCCACAACUCUUCAGAGAUUCGACCUCUCUGAGU